AUGCCUCGGCCCGGCCGCAACACGUACAGCGACCAAAAGCCGCCCUACUCGUACAUCUCGCUGACCGCCAUGGCCAUCCAGAGCUCGCCCGAGAAGAUGCUGCCGCUGAGCGAGAUCUACAAGUUCAUCAUGGACCGCUUCCCCUACUACCGGGAGAACACGCAGCGCUGGCAAAACAGCCUGCGCCACAACCUCUCCUUCAACGACUGCUUCAUCAAGAUCCCGCGGCGGCCAGACCAGCCCGGCAAGGGCAGCUUCUGGGCGCUGCAUCCCAGCUGCGGGGACAUGUUCGAGAACGGCAGCUUCCUGCGGCGCCGCAAGCGCUUCAAGGUGCUCAAGUCCGACCACCUGGCGCCCAGCAAGCCCGCCGACGCCGCGCAGUAUCUGCAGCAGCAGGCCAAGCUGCGCCUCAGCGCGCUUGCGGCCUCCGGCACGCACCUGCCACAGAUGCCCGCCGCCGCCUACAAUCUGGGCGGCGUGGCGCAGCCCUCGGGCUUCAAGCACCCCUUUGCCAUCGAGAAUAUCAUCGCUCGCGAGUACAAGAUGCCCGGGGGGCUGGCCUUCUCCGCCAUGCAGCCCGUGCCCGCCGCCUACCCGCUCCCCAACCAGUUGACUACCAUGAGCAGCUCGCUGGGUACUGGCUGGCCGCACGUGUACGGUUCCGCGGGCAUGAUCGAUUCGGCCACCCCUAUCUCCAUGGCUAGUGGCGAUUACAGCGCCUACGGCGUGCCCCUGAAGCCGCUGUGCCACGCAGCAGGCCAGACGCUGCCCGCAAUCCCCGUGCCCAUCAAGCCCACACCGGCCGCCGUGCCCGCCCUGCCCGCGUUGCCUGCGCCCAUCCCCACCUUGCUCUCGAACUCGCCGCCCUCGCUCAGCCCCACGUCCUCGCAAACAGCCACCAGCCAAAGCAGCCCCGCCACUCCCAGUGAGACGCUCACCAGCCCGGCCUCCGCCUUGCACUCGGUGGCGGUGCACUGA
Molecule: messenger RNA, 978 nt
Organism: Nyctereutes procyonoides (raccoon dog)
Lineage: Eukaryota; Metazoa; Chordata; Mammalia; Carnivora; Canidae
Gene: FOXB1
Product: forkhead box B1
Exons: 1
Coding region: 1-978 (325 amino acids)
Biological process (GO): cell differentiation; anatomical structure morphogenesis; regulation of transcription by RNA polymerase II
Molecular function (GO): DNA-binding transcription factor activity, RNA polymerase II-specific; RNA polymerase II cis-regulatory region sequence-specific DNA binding
Source: RefSeq, a predicted model, not a curated record